Closterium sp. NIES-67 is the source of this 3390-nucleotide messenger RNA. Lineage: Eukaryota; Viridiplantae; Streptophyta; Zygnematophyceae; Desmidiales; Closteriaceae. The record is from the annotation of a GenBank genome assembly.
UGCAAGCAGCAUGACUGGUCAACUCCCAACUUCCCCUUCCUCUUGCUUGCGUGACGCGUUCCUCAUGCCUUCGUUAAGUAGAAAUAUGGCCUUAUUUCCACACUAUUUCCACCGUUCCUGAUUGGGCCGUAAGUCAGGUCAAUCCUGCCGAACCUCGAUCGUAGAUUCCAGCAACCCUCUAUUCUGCCAUGCUCUCCCAAUUCUAGCCAACGCCGAAUCGAGGCGGAUCGACGGCUAUCGAUAGCCUCAGGCCGUAAGGAAAUCGACGGCUUUUAGAAUCCUAGCAUCUCUCGAUUCUGAAAGCCGUCGAUUCGCUGGAAGCAGAUAUCCCGGCGAUGGAUCCUGCCACGAUCGCCAAGGCAGCGAAUCCGUGGGUGCCACGUGGACGCGUGAGAGAUGAGAAGGAGAAGGUCCUGCGAACCGUGCAAGGUAUCUUAAACAAGCUCACUCCUGAGAUGUUUGCUCCGCUCGUCCAGCAGCUCCUGAGUUCCGGCAUCAACACACCUCAAAUCCUCCAGGAGGUUAUCUCUCUGGUUUUCACCAAGGCCGUGGACGAGCCUACCUUCUGCCCCAUGUACGCUGCCCUCUGCGAAAAUCUUUCCCGAGGCCUGCCCGAGUUUCCCGCAGCCAAUGGGGGGGAGGGGAAGGGUGAAGGGGCAGGAGGGGAGCCGAUUUCCUUCCGCCGCGUUCUGAUCGGCACGUGCCAGGAGGAGUUUGAGCGCGCUGCUGUAUUGAGAGAGCAGGCUGGCGAGCUUCCAGAGUCGUUGCAGGAAGGAAGUGCGGAAGGGGAAGAGGGAGGAGACGCGGAGGGAGAAGCGGAGGGAGAAGGGGAGGGAGAAGGGGAGGGAGAAGGGGAGGGAGAAGGGGAGGGAGAAGGGGAGGGAGAAGGGGAGGGAGAAGGGGAGGGAGAAGGGGAGGGAGAAGGGGAGGGAGAAGGGGAGGGGGGAUUCAAAGAAGGGAGAGGGGGAGAUGGUGGAAGAGAGUGUCUGGAAGCAAACGAGAGGGGAGACGAGGGGGCGGGGAGGGUUGAGGAGAAAGAGAGAAGGGAGGAUGAUGAAAGGGAGAGGAGGGAGAGGGAGAGAGGGGAGGAGAAGGAGCAGCGGAGAGCCAAGGCACGGACUUUGGGGAACAUUCGGCUCAUUGGGGAGCUGUUUCUUCAGAGGAUGAUUCCAGAGAAGGUCAUUCACGCGUGCAUGCAGAAUUUGCUAGGAGACCCUGCAUCCGUCCCUCCUCCCUCGCAUGUAGAGGCUGCCUGUGUGCUGCUCACGAUAACAGGGGGGCCUAUGGAGAGGAGCGGGAAAGCACCGCUGCUGCUGCAGGGAUACCUUCGGCAUAUAAAAUAUUUAGCUAAGUACCAGGGAGCUGAGAAGGACUUGGUCAGCGCAUCCAGGAGCACACUUAGCCGUUUGUACCUUCAGCUAAAGCAGCGGGAGCAGCAGCAGCAGCAGGAGCAGCAGCAGCAGCAGCAACAUCUUCAGCAGCACACUCAGCAGUCUCCCCUCCCUCCCCUUACUCCUUCACUGCCUCAUACCCUCCCUCCUCCCCUCUCUUCUCGCCUUCGCUUCAUGUGUCGAGAAUUGCUAGAGCUUCGGAGGAACGGGUGGGUGCCUCGUAAAGAGGGUGAUACUGCCAAGCCUAUCAAGCAGGUUUGGGCCGAAGCACAGGCAGAGCUAGGGUUGGUGGGAGGCAUGGGAAUGCAUGGAGGGGUGGGCAUGCAUGGAGGAGUGGGCAUGCACGGAGGCAUGGGAAUGCAUGGAGGGGUGGGCAUGCACGGAGGCAUGGGAAUGCAUGGAGGGGUGGGCAUGCAUGGAGGGGUGAGACUGGAAGGCAUGGGACUGGAAGGCAUGGGACUGGAAGGCAUGGGAAUAGGAGGGAUGGGCAUGCAUGGAGGAGUGGGAAUGGGAAGGAUGGGAUGGCAGGGAGGUGUGGGGAUGGGAGGAGAAGUUGCAGGGUUACAUACCACAUCACCGCUGCCAUCAGUAGUAGUGCCGCUACCAGUACUGCCCUCACAAGUAGUGCCUUUACCGGUAGUGCCUUCCCCAGUAGCAGCUGCAGCAGGGGCAAGAGCAGCAGCAGUAACCUCGGGAGCACCAGCAGCAGCAGAAGCAGCCGACUGGGAAUCUCAACUAGCUAUCACCAUCCUGAAAUCUCUACUCCAAGGGCUGAACACGGUACCAAUCAACAACCCCGCACCUAGCACAUCUGGCCCAUCAGCCUUAGCAGGAACGCUGCAUACCCUCUCAGUGCCGCCGCAGCAGCUUCAACCGCCUCCUAUCAGCACAAAGCUUGAUGUAGCCCGAGUGGUGAACAGUGGAGUGCUGACAGCACAGCAGGCUCUGGGACCCCAUCCCCCUAGAGACUGUGCCGCUCGCUUCGUGCUGCAGAUGAUGCGGCAUGGUGCUGCAGCUGCUUCUGUUGCCGCUGAGGCUGAUGCUGCUGCCGCCGUCGCUGCUGCUGCUGCUGCUGGUGAUGCCGCUGAAGCUGCUGCUGCUGGUGACGCUGCUUCAGCUGAAUCCGGAUCAUCCUCUGCCAACUCAGUUCCUGCGGACCCCUGUCCUGCUGCUGCAGCCAUUGCUGAAUUUCCUGAUGCUAAUGCAUCUCCUGCCGUUCGUCCCUCUUCAGGAUCCAACGGCUGCAAAUCACAGGCGUUACCAGCCAGCCAAUCACAGCAGCUGCUCAUGCCCAUCGGCCAAUCAGCUCGCUCGAUUCUUGACUCAGUGGGUCUCCUUCUCGACAGCCUGGCAGCCAGAAAAGCUUUGCCUGACGGAUCGCUGACAAAUGGCGCAUUGUCAUUCGCCCGGCUGUUCGGGAAAGGCGGCAUCUCCAACAGUAACAGUCACAGUAACAGGAGUGAGAUUGUAACCAACCGUACAGUGAUUGUUGCUCGCUCUACCAACAUACCCAAUACACCACCACCAAAAACAGCCCCAGAAAAGUCUGCACUGUGGAAUUCCCAGGUUUUAGGUCAGUGGCUGGGUCGGUUCGUGGGUACGGGGCAGAUGGGGUUUGGAGUGGUUCAAGAGGCAUGUGAAAGGGUGGUGUGCGGUCCGUACAGGCGUGCGCUGCUGCUAGCAGCGCUAGUGGGAGCGAGGGCAGCAACAGUAGGGUGUAAAUGGGUAAAAGCGUUACGAGGCGCCGGGGCAGAGGGAGUGGUAAAGAUGGGGGUAGGACCGGGGGAGAGGCAGGAGGACGUGCUUCCUUUGCUCAAGAAAUGCGCUGUAGAGAUGGACCUCUCGCACCAUGUAUGGGAGCUCUAACUUGGUGUGAUGUGAUGAUGUGUGUAUUUGGUGUGUAUUGGAGCUCUAACAUAACAUGGUUUUAAAACCAUGUGUGAUGAUGCUGAGUAUUCGGUGUAACUUGGUCCACCCUAGGUUCAGUUCCGAUGCCAGC